Molecule: messenger RNA, 3222 nt
Organism: Phalacrocorax carbo (great cormorant)
Lineage: Eukaryota; Metazoa; Chordata; Aves; Suliformes; Phalacrocoracidae
Source: RefSeq, a predicted model, not a curated record
GCUGAGGGGAGUGCGGGAGCGGGAGGCGGGGAGCGCUGAGGGUACUGCGGGAGCGCUGCGGUGGGGAGCGCCGAGUCAGCGCGGCCCCGAGGCUCCCCCGCGGCACUGCUGGGCAGGCGCCGGGCCCGGGCGAGGGGCGGAGCGGCGGCCGGGGGCGGAGCGGCGGCUGCCAUGAGCACGGCGGGCUGCCGCGGAGGUGAUGCUGCGGCCGGAGGAGCCGCCGGAGCCCCGGGCGGGGGCGGCGGCGGCGGCUGAAGAGAGCGGAGCUCGGCGGCUCCCUCGCUGCCUGCCCCCGCCGCCCGGGGAAGAGGCAUUUGUUAAAAUGGUUACACACCACGUCUCCUUCCUAGAAGAGCAAGUGCUUGAAGCAGGGAACAGCCAUGGCACCUUUCUGAAUACUGUUUGCAAAUUAUUUCAGUGUGUGACUAUCUCAUCAUUUAAAAAUGGACAUCCUCUGCCAGCAGCAGCACACUUCUGUGACCUGCUAAAACUCUACCGAAGAUGUUUUUCCUAUGAACUAUGAAGGUACCUGUUUGGUUUGGAGGAAGGCUUACUGGCUGUAGCUAUGCUUCAGGGAGUGAGGGGAGGGGAUGGAAGGAGAGGAGCGCACUAUAAGAACGAGAAGCGUACUUGCUGAACACCCCGUCCCAGCCGCAGGUCAGUGCAAAAUAACAGUUACUACAAGCCCAUAUGAACACCCACGGAAAUGAAGUGCCGUGUCAAAUGCAGCUACCCUGACCCAUCUCAGACUGUCCUUGCCGCGCCUAGGUAUUGGCAGAAGUCAAACUACAGGUCACACCACCUCCGAGUUUUUGUUGUAUAAAGCUGCCUUGUGUCUCGAAACGACGCCUGUGCUAAUAACCUCCUACGUCAUCCUCAGCUGUUAACAACCUCUAGAUUUCAAAUAGCGUAUUUGAGAUGGAAAACGCACUUUGCUUCGCUGCAAUUCAGGCAAGCUGGCUGAAAGACAUUUUUUUAGAGAGUCUUAAAACGGUCCCUCUGCUCUGUUCUGCUGGCCAAAGCCUGGACCAACCAGUGUUUUCAAGGUCUCCUGCUGAAGACAGCAGCAGAAUUUAGGUGUCGGUUGAGCUGGCCGCUCUGCGAGCCCAGCGGGCACAUUUCUGGAGUUCUGCUAUAGAACUUCAGUAAUGUAUGUAAAAACCAGGUAACUUCCAUCUCAUAGAGUUAGAAUGGUGUGAUAAAUUAAGAUUACACAAACUGGGUUUAAAGCUCCUCCGGUUUUAUUGGGCCAUUUACCUCUUCUGCUUUUUGGCCUCCUCAAAAAAUGCGUGGUUAGCCUCAAAUCUCAAAAGGAAUUCUCGCCUAGGCUAAAAUGCAGAUUUGAGGAGUGCUUGUUUGAAAUACUAGUUUAUACCAGAACUUAAAACAACCAUCCCCAAUCCUUGGUGUUCCUGUGAGACAGGCUAUUUUUGUGCAAGACCUAUAAUCACUAUAUAAAAUGGUAUUUUCUAUCAUGGAAUUUUCUGGCAAAUGAAGCAUUGCUACAGUUCAGAUUUCAUAGUCUUACUAUUCACUGACAACAAACAAGAGAUGAGAAUUUGGGACUCUGACUUUAACUACAGAGGUCACUAAUAUUAAAUUAACUUUGCCAGAUAGUGAGACAAAUAUGAUGCAGGAGUCAUAAGGUGAUAACCAAUUUUUUACUUCAUUGCUUAACGGGUAGAGGUGCUUGUACUACCAUUAAACUGUUGGGCUUUUUUUAAAGUUUUUAAGGAAUGUAUUUGGAUAAUCCCUUAAGGCCUAGAUGAAGUGACACAAAACAAAUUCUGCAAUGUCUGAAGUGCUCGGACAGCAGCCUCCUGUGAAAGAGAGCAGCCUACGGUGGGAGAAGGGAUCAUAACCAAGUUUUCUUAGCACGGAAUAACCUUUUCUAGGACUUCAAGUGCCUGGUUUUGUUGGGAAAAAGAUCUCCAACCCAUCAACAUCUCUAAGUGGUAGUUAUCGAACUCUCAGCUGAUUUACUGAAAAGUUAUUGUCACUUAAAUAGUUCAGGGGGUCUGCUAACAGGAUGAGUCGAGGCUCACGUUUUCUUUUAAGGCAGAGAAACACACGGAGCUCUUCUGCUGAUGCAAGUGGCACAAGUAUUUUUCCUGCAUUGUUCUUAAAACAUAUUUUCUGCCACUUGAGUGCAUAACUGGGAGCCAGUCUAACCUCCACGCCUCUGUUAAAAAGCAGAAUGACAGUACGUCUCCCUUUUGUGAAGGCGGGGGGAAGGGAGAACAAGACAAAUCUAAACCAUAUUAAUCUAAAGGUAACUGGUCUCAGUCAUCACUUCACAAACAUAAUUAGUUCAACACAACCCAGAAAUGCUCAUGCCAAAGAGUGGCAGCUGCAGACCCUGAGAGCACGUGCCUCUUCUCGUCAUUGGCUUACAGAGCGGCUUCUUCAUUACUGGUGGGAAGUAGAGUUUAUACCUACCCGAGGCUGCUUGAGAUAUCAACGUGUUUUCUCAGGAUCUCUGUGAAAUGGUUUUGCUGUUUAAAACGUUGAAGAGCACACAACUGUUUCCUCCUUUACAACAUUAAUGAAAAGUUCACAGGUCAAUUUAGUUCUUGUGACGUAUCAAAAAGUAGGUACUCCAGUAUCUAUCAGACAUAUGCCUACAUCAAACUCGUCGCUCCAAGUACGAACACUUUUGCUCUCACCACAGUCAGAUGCCCGUCAGUAAAUCAUGCUCUCGAUGAGGUUUUGGUUAUGCAGCUGUCGCACUGCACACCUGCCACUGUGCAGGACUGGUGUGACCAAACCAGUCACUAGUUUUAACAGACUGAUUUUAAAAAUCUUUUUAGUACUCAAAUUACUUUUUCUUCAAAGCCUAAACAAGCCUGUAGCUUGCAAGGCAUGCUCCUUUGUGUUUGCACAGUGAGUAUUCAAAUACCUUUGCUAUCAUUUACCCUCCACACGUAGUGCUUCAGAGACACACGUAGUUCUAGAUAACUUUUUAAUAUGUGAAAGUGAUCUCCAUUCAUAAGUACAAAGGGAUGAAAAAUGCAAGUAAAUUCAUAGACUUUGUUUCUCCAGGAUGCAGAACAAGCAAAUCACUACAAUCCUAUUUACAAAUUAGUGUUCUAGAAUGCUAAAUAGUAAAGACAAAUUCAGCCAAAGUUAAGUUCUGUAGGAUUUUCAAUAUCCUCGCAGGGUCUGGCUGCUCAGUAAGACAGAACUGUCCAGACGUGCCCCAGCAGAGCUGGGGAGCGCUUU